Merops nubicus (carmine bee-eater) is the source of this 398-nucleotide messenger RNA. It is a transcript of the gene MRPL19, whose product is annotated as mitochondrial ribosomal protein L19. The transcript is spliced from 2 exons. Gene Ontology annotation, biological process: translation. Gene Ontology annotation, molecular function: structural constituent of ribosome. The record is from RefSeq and is a predicted model, not a curated record. The annotation marks the transcript as partial. Lineage: Eukaryota; Metazoa; Chordata; Aves; Coraciiformes; Meropidae. Gene Ontology annotation, cellular component: mitochondrial large ribosomal subunit; ribosome.
GUGUGGAGAUCUGUUACGAGCUCUACAACCCUCGCAUCCAGUCCAUCGAGGUUCUGAAGCUGGAGAAGAGGCUGGAUGACAACCUGAUGUACCUGAGAGAUGCCCUCCCUGAGUACAGUACUUUUGAUAUGAACAUGAAACCCGUGCCUCGUUUGGACCACGAAGAAGUUCCUGUAAACAAGCUGCAGGUACGAAUGAAACCUAAACCAUGGUCAAAACGGUGGGAAAGGCCAAAAUACAAUAUAAAAGGAAUAAAGUUUGAGCUCCCUGAAAAGAAAAUGAAAGAAGCCCAGAAGUGGAGCCAGCCGUGGCUGGAGUUUGACAUGCUGCGGGAGUACGACACUUCAAAAAUAGAGGACAAAAUCUGGAAAGAAGUGAGUGAAGCACUCAAAAAAUAA